AUGGAUUGGAGAAAUGACGAAUCUGAUCAUUCAAGCGUUGAAAAUUUUGCAUGGGACGAGAGAAAUCUUUUGUCCAAGACUAUGAGCGAUAUAUGUUUGUCAGUGGCAUUAGGAUGUAAUGUCUGUUCUCAAGGAGUACAGACGAAUUUUGGCAAUUGUAAAGAGUCAAGAAGCUUUACAUCAGCACUUGAACGUUUGGAACUGGAGGCGGAAAUUGAAUCCAGAAAUGAUACGAUACCGCUUCGUCGAACAAGCGAUGUGCAAACUGAACCACCCGAUGAUAUUGACCAAGAAUUGUUCGGUUUAAAUGCUAAAGAUAUGUUGCCCUAUAAGAAAUCUGUUCAACAUUCUGAUAUUUUGAAUUUUCAAGUAUGA
Messenger RNA from Bombus impatiens (common eastern bumble bee), 375 nucleotides. RefSeq lists its product as uncharacterized. The coding region runs from base 1 to 375 and encodes 124 amino acids. Lineage: Eukaryota; Metazoa; Arthropoda; Insecta; Hymenoptera; Apidae. The record is from RefSeq and is a predicted model, not a curated record. The transcript has 3 exons.